UUGGAAGGAUCAUAAACGUCUGGCCAGCUUGGUUUGGCCACCUGGAUCAGACCAGGCUCUGAGAAGCAAUGGUGAUGAGGGCUUUUGUCCUGUUGGCCAUCUUUGUGGAAGCCUCUGCAAGAUCGUGCACUCCGAAUAAAGCAGAUGUCAUUCUUGUCUUUUGUUAUCCCAAAACCAUCAUCACCAAAAUCCCCGAAUGUCCCUAUGGAUGGGAAGUGCACCAGCUGGCUCUUGGAGGGCUGUGUUACAACGGGGUCCAUGAAGGAGGUUACUACCAAUUCGUAAUCCCAGAUUUAUCACCUAAAAACAAGUCCUACUGUGGAACCCAGUCUGAGUACAAGCCCCCCAUCUACCAUUUCUACAGCCACAUUGUUUCCAACGACAGCACAGUGAUCGUAAAGAACCAGCCUGUAAACUACUCCUUCUCCUGCACCUACCACUCCACCUACUUGGUGAACCAGGCUGCCUUUGACCAGAGAGUGGCCACUGUUCAUGUGAAGAACGGGAGCAUGGGCACAUUUGAAAGUCAAUUGUCUCUCAACUUCUACACUAAUGCCAAGUUCUCCACCAAGAAGGAAGCCCCCUUUGUUCUGGAGACAUCCGAAAUUGGUUCAGAUCUGUUUGCAGGAGUAGAAGCCAAAGGGUUAAGCAUCAGGUUUAAAGUGGUGUUGAACAGCUGUUGGGCCACACCCUCGGCUGACUUCAUGUAUCCCUUGCAGUGGCAGCUGAUCAACAAAGGCUGCCCCACAGAUGAAACGGUCCUUGUGCAUGAGAAUGGGAAAGACCACAGGGCGACCUUCCAGUUCAACGCUUUCCGGUUCCAGAACAUCCCCAAACUCUCCAAGGUUUGGCUACACUGUGAGACGUUCAUCUGUGACAGUGAGAAGCUCUCCUGCCCAGUGAACUGCGACAAACGGAAGCGCCUUCUGCGGGACCAGACAGGUGGCGUCCUGGUGGUGGAGCUCUCUCUGCGGAGCAGGGGAUAUUCCAGUCUCUAUAGCUUCUCAGAUGUUCUCUCCCACCUCGUCGUGAUGCUGGGGAUGUGUGCUGUCCUCUAGGACUUAGCAGGCAGGCAGCUGCAGCUCCUCCACCCAAGGGCGUCUGCGGCCAAUGACGGGCUCAUGUUUAUUGUGCUGCCAAAUAGAACUCUCAGAAGCCCACAGUGUCGGGAAGCAGAGACCAGUGCUUUGCCAAGUACGUGUUCCAAUGAUCUUUGCGAAUUCGGUGAUCCUUUUUCUUCCGUG
Tupaia belangeri chinensis (Chinese tree shrew) is the source of this 1244-nucleotide messenger RNA. It is a transcript of the gene TECTB, whose product is annotated as tectorin beta. Lineage: Eukaryota; Metazoa; Chordata; Mammalia; Scandentia; Tupaiidae. The transcript has 10 exons. Gene Ontology annotation, molecular function: extracellular matrix structural constituent. The coding region runs from base 69 to 1058 and encodes 329 amino acids. The record is from RefSeq and is a predicted model, not a curated record.